Suhomyces tanzawaensis NRRL Y-17324 is the source of this 1092-nucleotide messenger RNA. It is a transcript of the gene URA4, whose product is annotated as dihydroorotase. Bases 1 to 1092 code for a protein of 363 amino acids. Gene Ontology annotation, molecular function: dihydroorotase activity. Gene Ontology annotation, cellular component: cytoplasm. The transcript has a single exon. Gene Ontology annotation, biological process: pyrimidine nucleotide biosynthetic process; 'de novo' pyrimidine nucleobase biosynthetic process. The record is from RefSeq and is a predicted model, not a curated record. NCBI's taxonomy places the organism in Eukaryota, Fungi, Ascomycota, Pichiomycetes, Serinales, Debaryomycetaceae.
AUGGCCGAAAUAGAACUAGGAGUGACUGCAGACUUGCAUGUUCAUUUAAGAGAUGGUCCAAUGAUGGAAUUAAUUACACCUACUGUGAAGCAAGGUGGUGUUUCUAUUGCAUAUGUAAUGCCCAACUUAGUUCCUCCAGUUACAACCAUCGAGAGAGUUUCCAAGUAUCGUGAAGACUUGGAAAAGCUCUGCCCAGACACAAGAUUCUUGAUGACUUUCUAUUUGUCAAAAGAAUUGACGGAGGAUCUAGUUGCAGGAGCCGCGUCAAAGGGAUAUAUCCACGGUAUCAAAUGCUACCCAGCCGGUGUUACAACCAACUCGAAGUAUGGAGUAGACCCCAAUGAUUUUACUUCUUUUUAUCCGAUUUUCAGAGUGAUGGAGAAAGAGGGGUUGAUCUUGAACAUCCAUGGAGAGAAGCCAGGAAUCAAAAACGAAUCCGCCGACGAAAACGAAGAUAUUCAUGUCUUGAAUGCAGAGCCAAAGUUUUUGCCAGCAUUAAGAAAAUUGCAUGAAGACUUUCCUAAGUUGAAAAUUGUUUUGGAACAUUGUACUACGAGAGAUGCUAUAGAAUUAAUUCGUGAUUUGAACAAGGGUACAGGACCACAAGAUGAAGUAUAUGUGGCAGGUACCAUAACAGCCCAUCAUUUAUCGUUGACAAUUGACAAUUGGGCAGGUAACCCAAUCAACUUUUGUAAGCCGGUUGCAAAGUUCCCUAGAGACAUGAGAGCUUUAGUUGAUGCAGCUACUAGCGGUGAGAGAUGGUUCUUCUUUGGUUCUGAUUCAGCACCACACCCCAUAGAAGCCAAGAGCACUCAUGUUGGUGUCUGUGCUGGUGUUUACACCCAAAGUCACGCCAUCAGUUAUGUUGCAGAAGUUUUUGAUCAACAAGGAAAGCUUGAAAAUAUAAGUAAGUUCGUUGGAUCGAAUGGUAUUAGCUUUUAUGGGUUGAAGAACGUGGCCAAAACAGACGAGAGGGCUUGGUUAGUCCAAAGAGAAAAUACUGUCCCUGAGGUAAUUGCGAACAACCAAGGCUUAAAAGUCGUGCCAUUCAAGGCUGGUGAAAAAUUAAACUGGACUGUGGAGUGGCGUUAG